Molecule: messenger RNA, 4384 nt
Organism: Erinaceus europaeus (western European hedgehog)
Lineage: Eukaryota; Metazoa; Chordata; Mammalia; Eulipotyphla; Erinaceidae
Gene: AMER2
Product: APC membrane recruitment protein 2
Exons: 2
Coding region: 39-1499 (486 amino acids)
Biological process (GO): regulation of canonical Wnt signaling pathway
Cellular component (GO): plasma membrane
Molecular function (GO): phosphatidylinositol-4,5-bisphosphate binding; beta-catenin binding
Source: RefSeq, a predicted model, not a curated record
CAGCCCUCGCGGCGGCGGCGGCGGCGGCGGCCGCAGACAUGGACUUGCCCGGCGAGUGCGCCGCCGAGCCGCCGGCCGCCGAGCCGCCGUCGGGCCGGCUCAACAAGGCGGCAUUCAAGCUGUUCAGGCGCAGGAAGGCGGGGGGCGCCAUGCCCAGCAUCUUCGGGGUCCGGAACAAAGGCGACGGGAAAGGCGCGGGCGCCGCGGCGGGCUUGGCGCGGAGCAGGACCCACGACGGUCUGGCCGAGCUGGCGGUGCUGGAGGGCGGCCGCCGGGAGGAGCCGCGCCCCGGGGCCCCCCGCGACCCCGCCGGCCCGGUGGCCAAGUCGCACAGCUUCCUCUCGCUGCUGCGGAGGAGCGGGCGAGCCGAGCCGGGCAGCGCGGAGCCGGCGGGGGCGGGCCCGGCGGCGGGCAGACAAAAGCGGGGGCUCCGCGGGCUCCUCAGCGGCAUGCGCUGGCCGCGCAAGGACAAGCGCGCCCGGGAGGCGGCGGCGGCGGUGGCGGCGGUGGCGGGGGCCCCGGGCCGCGGCCCGCCGGGCUCGCUCAGCGCCAGCCUGGAGUGUGUGCAGGAGGAGCCCGCGCCGCCCGCCACCCCCAGCCAGGACGCGCCGGACCCUGCAGGCUGUGGAGAUAUAAUUGCAGACCCCGACGAGGAGGCCGGGCCCAGCUGUGACAAGCAUGGUCCCGGGCCUGGGAAGCCGGUGCUCUCUCCAAAGCCCCCCGGUGUGGUGGCCUACCAAGGAGGCGGGGAGGAGAUGGCCAGCCCAGACGGGGUGGAUGACACCUGCCUCCAGGACUUCUGGGACAUGCUUUCCCAGGCGGAGGACCGAGGACCAGGGUCCCCGGAGGGCGAGGCGGUCCAGGCGACAGCGGCCCCGGAGCCCAAGGGACCCCCGGAGUCCGGCCGAGACGCCCGCUGCGCAGAGGUUGUCAAGGACACAUCAUCAGUCAAGCGCAGGCGGCUCCACCGCAUCCCCAUCGAGCUGCCCCCUAAGGAGGAGCCCAAGCCCUCCGGGAAGGAGCCUCCAGAAGGUGUCCCCAACAGUGACGAGGGCUACUGGGACUCCACCACGCCCGGCCCUGAGGAAGAAGGCUCCAGCAACGGUGGGAAAAAGGGGUCGCUCCCCCGGGACAGCUGCAGCGGGGACUUGCUCUACGACCUGGACUCUGACCCGGAUGCCAGCCCCGCGGCCCCUCCCGCUGGCGAGGACACGCCCCCCUGCCAGUCCCGGCUGAAGCCAGUGUCUCCAGUCUCCAUCACCUGCCCCCUGCGCACCCCAGGCAGCCUGCUGAAGGACUCCAAGAUCCCCAUCAGCAUCAAGCACCUGGCCCACCUGCCGGUGAGCCAGCCCGCGGUGUCUCAGCCGCCAGCCAGGAGUGAGGUUCCCAAAACGAAAAUCCCCGUGUCCAAAGUGUUGGUCCGCAGGGUCAGCAGCCGAGGCCUGGCGGGCACCACCCUCCGGGCAGCGGCCUGCCACGAGGGUGCCAAAAAGUUGUGAGGCCUUGUGAGGGGCGGCGGUGAUGGGCCAUAGAGGCCAGGAGGACGCCUUGGAGACUCAGCGUUGCUUCCCCUACGGGCAGAUGAGGAUUGGUUCUCUGACCACUGACUGCACUCACAGCCGUCUUGUCUUUGUGCAGUCAACAGGACCAAGGGAUACUGCCCAAGAUCAAAGUCCCUGAGAAUUCUUUUCAAGCACUUUUUUUCUUUCUUCCUUUUAAAACCUUUUUUUUAAAAAACAAAAACCUUGUUUUCUUUUUCUCUUGAAUAUACUGAACAUUCAGAAGUCACCUUUACUUGCCUUUGCAGAAAGGACUUCACCAAACCAAGGAAGCAUCUACCAUGCUGUUUGGCUGUCUGUGCCAGAGUCCAGGCUGCCUAGAGGAACCCGUGAGAACCAGAGGACUUCUCUUCCACCACAUUUUCCCUUUCUGUCUUUCCAGAAAGAAAAAAGAAAAACAAAACAAAACAAAAAAACCCUUUGCUGUAUCACUGUGUGGGAAACGCCUAUAGAGGUGAAAGAGCCAAGUAUUUACCUGUGGAGAGAGCUUCUAGAAUUCUUGCCUACUUUCAGUGUGCAAAUAGGUAAAUAUCCACUAGGCCUGUACAACAGAGUUUUGGUUUGACUAGGGGGGAGGGAGAAAUAAAAAGCUCAGUAGUACAGCAGGUCUUUUCUUUCAUCCAGUGCAGAAAUUAGGUUCAGGGAAAUAUUUCACAAAAUGCCAACAACUCGGUAUUCCAGCAGUUGUGACCAGUAACCUUUUCACAUGGGGAUGCGCCUUUUAUAGUUAUCAUUUUAUGUCAGUGGCCUCCAGUUUAAAAAUCAGGUUUUAUGAGCAGACAUGAGGACUGUCCCCAAACCACUGAUGUUCUGUUAUGGACUAUACCCAGAAUCAAUCCUAUUUAUGCUUUCUCUGGUGCAGAAAACAAAACAUCUAUUGUGUUGAUGGCUCAGAGCAACAAUUCAUUCUGCUUGAUCUCUUUUAAGAAUCUGUGUGUUACCCAUCCCCAGUCCUUGUUUUGAGAGAUUUUACCUUGCUUUUACAAAUUCUGGGUUUAAACACUGCUCAUUUCAAAAUGAGGAGCACAAAGAAAAAUAGUUUUUUUGUUUUCUUCAUGUCAUUUGAUUUUUGCUUUCUAGAUUUGUUAGAGACAGACACCUGGCAUGCUUAAGCAUCAUAAACACAUUUUAUCAGGCCUUUUUUUUUGAAAGAUGGUUUACUUAUGUGUUCUGUUAUCUUAGACUAGACAUGUAUUUCAGGCUUAUUCAAAGAGGGUUUUCAUAUGCCUAGGUAGUAGGACUGAUAUUUUGAAGUUCCUGAAAUGCUGUUAAGCAUCUAAUGGUUAUGUAAUACCCUCUUUAAAAUGCACUUCAGUGUACUUCAUCUCCAAAGCCAGAGCUACUACUCAAAGGUGUUUCAUGCUAUCAGAAAGAUUAGUCAAGUAUAACAUUUAUAUAAUUGACAUAAACACAUCUGUAGAAUCCAUUUCUCAGAGAAAUUACCUCAAUAAUGAGUUCGUGUUUCAUGCUUUUAAAGUUUGAUUAGUUUGACAAGGGGAAGACUAGGGCAAAUUAAAUAUAGGAGAUUCUAUUUUCACAAUUAAAAGAAAUGGAGAAAAUAAAAUGGAUAUCAAGAUAAAAAGUCUUGAAUUUGUAGCACAAAGCAGGCUAUUCCCUAUUUUGAAUGUGCAGUGAUUCCAGUGGAGAAUGUGGUAGAGAUUUGUUGGGUUUCCUUAUCUGUCAGAUUACCAGCCUCUACUGCAAUCAAUGUACCAGACCCAUUCAUGUUAUUUCAAAAUAAUGCUUUAAUAUUUAAUCGCCUUGUGUGUAUAGAUGAAGCCCUCUACUCAGGCAUAGCCUUAAGUAUUCUGAAUACAACACCAUGAAUUCAUAUAGCAGCUUACAUGUGCCAUGCACUCAACUGUGCCACUCAACUGCACAACAUAACAAAGGGCCCUACUGUAAACUCAGAUAUAUUUUUAGAAAUUGUCCAGAAAAAAGGAUUAAAAUUUGAUUUAACACUGAUAGUGCUAUUUAAACUCAAAAUACAUUUAUUUUCCUCCCCUAGGGAAUGAAAAAGGCAUAAAUCUUACUCCUAAAACAAAGGAGCUUUAUUUUUUUUCUUCUAGUAUUUUUCUUGCAAGGGUUAUAUUCUCUUCAUGAGUUCAUGGAAGAGUUAUAUUUGUCCAGUUGUAUAGGAGAGUUAAGAGUAGCCUGGAAUACUGAUGAGAAUAUUGUGAUAGUAAAGGCAACUUAAUUUUCUCUUUUGAAAGCUCUGGAACAAACUAUUUUUAUCUUCUCGAUUAGGGUAUUAUUCUGCAUUUAUACCACUAUGCUAUGGCUUCAUUUUAUGAGUAAAGGAAAAUGCAAAGUUUACCUUCCCUUUGCCUCUUAUUUAAUCAGUGAUAUAAUAUUGAAAAGGUUUUCUUUAAGAUUCUUUUUGCCAUGUACUUCCUUUUCCUCCCUCUGUAUCUUUAAGAAUUCUACCCAGACCAGUCAAAUGAAAGAUUUAGGCAAUGAAUUACAUGUCUUCAAUUAUUUGAUAGGGGAUCAGUGCCAAUGCAGGAAGAGUGUGUUAACCUCAUCCCAGUCAUAGACAAAAGGGAUCUUAGGUUUUGUUUGUUUGUUUUUGCCAUAGGUUACUUUGUCUCAUGCAUAUUCAUGGAGAUUGCUUUUUAUCAUUUAAAUAGAUUUGCUUUCCAGUUGUUGCAAGUCUGUGUUAUUCAAUUUGGCCAUGUUUGCUGGUUUUCAAGGAAGGGAUUGGAUCUGAAAUAUGGAUUGGAGAUGAGAUACACACCUUUCCUGUAAGCAUGAUUCUGGGGUACUUGGUUGAUUAUCUUUAGUCAGAGAUUAUCUAAAUUGGAAAAAAUAAAGAGUCAAAUCAG